Molecule: messenger RNA, 2264 nt
Organism: Coregonus clupeaformis (lake whitefish)
Lineage: Eukaryota; Metazoa; Chordata; Actinopteri; Salmoniformes; Salmonidae
Product: coiled-coil domain-containing protein 9B
Exons: 14
Coding region: 231-2099 (622 amino acids)
Source: RefSeq, a predicted model, not a curated record
CAUGUGUGUGAGAGUGGGAAGGAUGGAGAGAGGGUGAGUGCGAGAGCAAGCGGGCAGGCGGGCGCUGUAAAAUCCGUUAACAGGGGCGCUCUGUGCAUUUGUUAGAUUUCUUGGCUGUCCGCCCAACUUGUCUCAUUGUAAUCAAGGCAUGAUCGCGGACUCCAGGCAGCCCUCUCUGCCGCCUCGGCUGCUGCCUCGCGUUUGGACCCAGCCCAGGUUUCAACGCUGACAUGGAGAGACCUACCCCCAGUGACUUCAUGCUGAAGAAGGAGCAGAAGGAUGUGGAGCUGGAUAAAAAGAUUGAGGCGCUCCGCAGGAAGAACGAAGCCCUCAUGAAGAGGUACCAGGAGGUAGAGGAGGACAAAAAGAGAGCGGAGGAGGAAGGAAUGGCACUGCAGAGCCCUAAGGGCAACGCAGGGGACUUAACCAUCACCAUCAACAAGUCUACCACUGAGCCUCGUGUUGUGAUGACCAAACCAGGCACGGAUGGUUCUCCCACCCCAAAGGGGGUCCAGGACCCUGGGGAGAGGCAGGCGGAGGGGAACCUGCUGGGCUCAGGGCGGGGCAGGAGGAAGCAGCUACUGGUCACCAUGGCUGGCAACACAAAGGGUAAGAGGGUGGUGAGUGAGAGGCUGGAGAGAAGGCCAGGUCCAGGUCCCCCCAGUCCGCUGAAUGUGAAGAGCCCUACAGAGGAUGGCUUGCACCAGCACCAUGUGGAAUCAGCAGGCAGAGGAAAACACCAGCACACUAACACAGCAAAGAAGGACACAGGACCACAGGAUGAAGUGGGGCAGGGAAAGGGUGUGACAGAGGAGCGUCACUGGCUGUCAGAGUGUGAGCCUUACUACCAGAAAUCUGAGGGGCCAGGCCUGGCGGGUGACACAGACCUCACCAUCCCCACGUCCAAAGAAGAGAAGCAGGAGUACCUGCGCUGGAAGAAGGAGCGUGAGCAGAUCGACCGGGAGCGCGUGGCGCGUCACAAAAAUGCUAGUGGCCAGUGGAGGCGGGCAUGGGACAUGGACAAACCAGAGAAUAUGUUUUCAGAUAAAUCUCCUGAGGAGAGAGUACAGGGGCCUCCAGCCAGAGGAGGAAGAAAUGCAAGGAGAGGUUACCCCAAAUCAAAUGCUGAGUCACGGGGUCAGCAACCACGGGGCAGAGACAAGGGGGUUAAAAACGUGCCAGUGGUCAGCAGUAAAGCCAAGGGCAAGGAUCGGCUGACUGGGAGGGCCAGGAGAUGGGAUGCCAGCGAGGAGGGGGAGGAUUUGCAGGCCUCCGAGACAAGUUUGGAGGAAUUCUUAGAAGGGCUUGAUGCUUUGGGUGGCCCUGAUAUAGACGACUCCACUGCAGAAACUCCAGAGGUCAAAGAUGUUGACCUCACAAUGGAGUCUUUGCUGACCCUGGAUGUGGUGAAGACCGAGGAGGUGAGUGGACCCGUCAGUCCUGUUCUGGACCAGGCCGAGUGGGCUCAAGCCCCAGCCGACACCCCAGAGGAGGGUACACCCAGACAGGGGAAGGCUGAGGAAUCGUCCCCUCGAGCUGCAGAGAAGAAGGUCCGCUUCUCAGUGGAGCUCAUCAAGGGUCCCGGGGCCUACGAGAAGCCCAGUACUGGAGCCCAGAACUCUUCCCGCUCAGAAACCAAGGGCGCCAGCACUUUAAAAGUGUCCUCCCCUGGCAAAAACAGCCAUGAGGUGGAGGAGCCGAAGCAGGCCCCCGAGAGCCCUCAGGAGGAUGCUGGUAAUGCCCUGGACCAGGGUAAUAAACCUGCUGAAGCUGUCCAGGCACAAAGCUUAUCUGAUGGGCAGAUACAGGGGCAGGAGGGCUCUGAGCUGCCUGAUUCCUCUAAAACAGAGUGUGCUGAAAGUGGCCAUGACAGUGUGCCCACCCCUGUUUUUCCCACUUCACACAGCAAUGUCAAAGACGCUGCCCCUCCACAGGAGAAUGCUGUCCAGCCUUUAGAACACGCCAAGAGCAAUAGCAACAGAAAUACAGAGGAACUGAUUGACUCUAGUCUGUCUGUUCUGAGGCUGGAGUCAGGAGAGACUCACCCAACCUACACCACCAGCACUGACAAGGCAAGAGAAAAUGAGAAGAUUGUUUGAAGGACUUUCAAUGUUUAUAUGAAUUGGUCAAUAUGUAAAACAACUGAAACCAAAACAUGCUUAAGUAGAGAAUUUACCAUAAGCCUUUUAGUUUAAAGUGGAACUGACAGCGCUUUAACUACUUUGCAGAUAUGAAUCAAACAGACAAUCAUAAUAUCAGUCAAA